UUUCUGUUUAUCUCUUUUCGUUCUCUUCCAAAUAUGGAAUCUCAACAUGUUUUGGAUUAUAAAACCGAUCGCACGUUUAAAAAGUUGCAACCUUCUCAAUGGGCUGAUCAUUUCCUCUAUAUUCCCAUCGAUGAAUUGAAUGAGAUAGAAGAAACCUUGACACACGCCUUCGAAAAGAUAGAUGAUAUGAUCGCGGAUGAACAUGACCUUUACACAAUCUCCAUCUUCUUUUGGGUUUUCAGAACGUAUGGACAUAACAUAUCGUCAGAUGUGUUCAAGAGAUUCAAAGGGGAGGACGGAAAGUUCAUGGACUCUUUAACCAAGGAUGCUAAGGGAAUGUUGAGCUUAUACGAAGCCGCUCAUUUGAGGACGACGAAAGAUUGUAUAAUGGAUGAAUCGUUGAGUUUUACAACAAGACAUUUGGAGUCGUUGGCAGGACGAGCAAGCCCUCAUCUCUCAAGGCUUAUACAUAAUGCUCUUGGUCUAUCUCAACAUUGGAACAUGGAGAUAAUAGUCGCACUGGAAUAUAUCACAUUCUACGAACAUGAAGAAGACCAUGACGAGACAAUACUCAAGUUUUCCAAGCUCAAUUUCAAGUUACUACAACUUCUGUACCUUAAGGAGCUCAAAAUGAUUACAAAAUGGUACAAGGAGCUCGAUUUUGCAUCAAAGUUGCCACCUUACUUCAGAGAUAGAAUCGUGGAGUUACAUUUCUUUGUAAUAUCGAUAUAUGCCUCCAUUUCUGAAGCUGAAAGCCUCGCCAAUAGCCUAGAAAGGUGGGCUCCUGAUAAAGACAUGGAUAGACAACCAGCUUUUUUGAAAUUCGUCUUCAAGUUUAUAUUGGAUGUAUUCAAAGAUUUCGAAAGAGAAUUGGGGUCAGAAGGGAGAUCUUACAGCCUAAAAGGCACACUUGAUGAGUUCAAAAGACUCGUGAAAGCCAACCUUGACCUUGCCAAAUGGGCGCAAGCCUCUCACGUGCCUAGCUUUGAUGAUUACAUGGAGGUUGGUGAGGUCGAGAUCACAAUGUAUGCCACUAUGGCAGGAACUUUGAUGGGUAUGGGACAUAUUGCUACGGAGAAAGCUUAUGAGUGGCUCAAAUCCAGACCAAAAAUCAUCCAAUCAUUAUCUAUAAACGGGCGUCUGAUGAAUGACAUGGCGGGUUUCGAGGACGACAUGAGUAGAGGCUAUGUAACUACUGGGAUCAACUGUUAUAUGAAGCAAUAUGGAGUUACCAAAAACGAAGCUUUUAGGGCACUUCACAAAAUGCGUGUCGACAAUGACAAAAUAGUGAACGAAGAGUUGUUGAUGACAAAAAAUGUGCCAAGACGAAUUCUCAAGGAAGCCAUCAAUUGUGCACGCAUGACCAACGUUGCCUACGGAUACGGUGAAGGAUUAACCCACCCUGAAGACAAAAUUAAGGACUAUAUUAUUUCUCUUUAUAAUAUUGAUCAGAUUCAUCUUUAAAGCCUUUGAUUUGUUACAUUCUUACGAUUGUGACACUUGGUUUGUUGUCAGAUAUUUAGGUUGGCAUAUUUAUGUUGUUUUAGAUAAAAUGCUUUUGUAUUG
Molecule: messenger RNA, 1566 nt
Organism: Arabidopsis arenosa
Lineage: Eukaryota; Viridiplantae; Streptophyta; Magnoliopsida; Brassicales; Brassicaceae
Source: the annotation of a GenBank genome assembly